AUGACGGUGCAGCUGGGGUACGAGCGCGUCGCAUCUCUUGCGCGUGGGCGCGGUGUCGAGAUUGUCCCAAACGUCUUCUACUUCCUCCGACAUGGGCAAACACCGCGCAACGCACUCAAGAUCUUCCAGGCGUACGACGAGCCGCUCUCGGAGCUGGGCCAGAAGCAGGCCGUCGACGCUGCAGCGGCGCUUGCGAAUGAGCCCGUCCGAUCCAUCGUUGUGUCCGAUGCGAAGCGCACGCUGCAGACCGCCGAGCCCUCCGCCAAGGCUCUCGGUCUCACGCCGACGCCCACCCCGCUUCUGAAAGAGAGGCAUUUCGGCGCGCUCGUCGGUACGAGUUCGGAGACGAUCGACUGGGACUGCAAGCCUGAGGGCGGCGAGACGCUCGACGAGUUUGUGCAGCGCUCCCUGUCCGGUGUCGAAUUCGCCCUGAACCGGAGCGAGGACCAAGAGCCGACCCUCAUCGUCGCUCACGGCGGUAAUCUUCUCGUGCUCGUCAACGCCCUCGGCAUCCCGCUCGACCGAUCAAAGUUUAGCAACGCGCUUCCCCUCAAGUUCACGCGUGUUGAUGGCCAGUGGCACAUUACGCCCUUGCUGGCGCCGAGCGAUCCGGCGCACGCGAACAUGUCCUAG
Messenger RNA from Trichosporon asahii var. asahii CBS 2479, 633 nucleotides. RefSeq names its product phosphoglycerate mutase. The transcript has a single exon. The record is from RefSeq and is a predicted model, not a curated record. Gene Ontology annotation, cellular component: cytoplasm. Gene Ontology annotation, molecular function: phosphatase activity. Lineage: Eukaryota; Fungi; Basidiomycota; Tremellomycetes; Trichosporonales; Trichosporonaceae. Bases 1 to 633 code for a protein of 210 amino acids.